AGUCAACUGUUUAUGUCAGCGUCCGGUAACAAUGUUGUCAGCGCUCAACAGACGAUCGACAAGAUCAAUCGACACUCGACUCGUGCCAACGUGCUUGUGCAUUUACUCUGCAACAAUUGUGUCGGAUUCAGUUGCGCGACGGCAAUCGCUCCGACUGGUUGUGAGUUAGUAACUCCGUAGCACUUACAAUAAUUUAUCCAUACGAAACGAAUACGAAUAACAAAUAAUAUUUGUGUCAAUAAAAUUUGUUCGCGUUCGUAGAUUGCGAAUUGAGUAUGCUACGGCGGGGGACAUGAGCGAUCGCAGCUUCAGUUCAACGGCAUUCACAAAAGCACGCGAGCCAAAGCUGUCAACGUCGAUGUUUACGCGGCGCUGGAAGUGUUUUCGAUUCUGUGUUGUUUAGUAAUCUAAGCUAAUAAGCUAGCUUGUUGACAUUUUUACAGAUUUCAAUAGAUUGAAAAGAUCGAGUGGGGGUGUGUUUUAUUUACUACGCCUCUUUUUGUCGUUUCAUAAUCCAUGAAGUGAAAGUGUUGUUUUUUAUUUUCCAUUGGACCUAUUGGCUGAGCUCAGCUGUGGAGCAGCAUAUUUAUUGACAGACUCAGAUGCACAACAGAUCCGCGAUUCGAGACACACUGCGCUUCUCUCGUCUAGUGGCAGUUGUUGUUCUAGUGAUAUUUAUUUUAAAUGCAGUGCCAUCAGCUAGCAGCGCACCGCUAGCUAGCUCAUUACGUGAUGUCUGCGGCCAUACGCUACGCAGGCCAAGUGGUUUCUUUGAUUCCACUUUCCUGAAGCGUUUCUUCAAACAUUUGAUACCAUUCACCAGCUCCAUGCGCGUCAAAAUGCAAUUCUAUUUAUAUAAAAGAGAUUUUGCAGAAUGCGGACGAGAGAUAAUAACAGACGACGGCAGCAGCUUGGAAAUGUCUGAUUUUAAUCCAGAGCAUCCAACCAGAAUAAUCAUACAUGGUUGGAUGAGUCAGAGCAAAGGUGCCUUGAAUCGCUCCGUCAAAAAUGCUUAUCUUAGCCUAGUCAAACGCAUGCCUCAAUCAGCCGUUUCCACCGAAGAUGCCAGCAUCGUCACCAGUUCACCAAUCAACAGUGUGUUCGCAAUUGACGAUGGUAAUCGUAGUGAUCUCAGUGGCACAGUGAUGCCAAGCGACUAUAAUAUAAUCGUUUGUGAUUGGAGUGUUAUUUCGUCGAAUGUGAAUUAUUAUAGUGUUGUCGAAAUGGUGGAGGAUUUAGGACGGUUACUUGCCGAUUUUGUUGGUUUUCUGCAUCUGCGCACCGGCCUCAAUUAUAAUGACGUGUAUUUGAUUGGUCACUCGUUGGGCGCACAAAUCGCCGGUAGCGCUGGCAAGCAAGCACAUCCCUACCGCUUUAAUACGAUCUAUGCGCUCGAUCCGGCUGGUCCGAAAUUUCGUGACGUCAGCGAUGAAUUUCGUGUCGAUCCCAGCGAUGCUGAGUAUGUCGAAUCUAUACAGACUAGCAGCAGUUUGGGUUUUGAAGAACCAGUCGGUCAUGCCACCUUCUAUCCCAAUUAUGGACGUGACCAGAAGAAGUGCUAUUUUUAUGGUUGCUCUCAUCGACGUGCUUACCACUACUUUGCCGAAUCGAUUACCAGCCAAUUGGGAUUUUGGGGCACACUCUGUCGCCGUCAAUCGGAUGAUGUUUGGAUAUUCUCGGAGACUGGUGUGGAAUUUCGUAUGGGUGGCGAGCCCUCUACGCCAAAGAGGGGCACAUUUUACGUAAAAACAGCAGAUAAGCCGCCAUAUGCACUGGGUCCAAAUAUACAACCGCAACGUUUAGUCACAGCUGCCAUAGAUAGUGAAACAAAUGGACGAUUCGAAGAGGAAAAUAAUUCUAUCAGCGAGUAUAAAUUUGUAUAGUUUUUAAGUGCAGAGUUUGAAUUCAAAAACUCAGUGUUGUUAAAAAGUGUAACGAAUUUAAGCAAAUAUUUAUUUUAGAACGAUUUUAUAUUAUUCUUGAGAAAAUGCAUAAAAAUGUACAUAAAGAAUUUCCAAUUUUUAUUAACCCAUUACCAGAAAAUGUAAAUAUUUUGUAACUGUUUUGCUAACAUGAUGUGAUGUGAUAUAAUAAAAUGUCGUAUUGAUAUAAUAAGAAGUGA
This is a messenger RNA of Bactrocera oleae (olive fruit fly), 2122 nucleotides long. Its product is annotated as phospholipase A1. Gene Ontology annotation, molecular function: lipase activity. The record is from RefSeq and is a predicted model, not a curated record. NCBI's taxonomy places the organism in Eukaryota, Metazoa, Arthropoda, Insecta, Diptera, Tephritidae. Gene Ontology annotation, biological process: lipid catabolic process.